AAGCGGGAGCAAACACAUGUUGAUCCAUAGUCAGAGCCCUCAUACAGUAAAGGAAUGAAAUUAUGCUUGAGCGCGACUAUGAGGCAGGACAAACAGAGACACGCGCUGUGAACAUUUUUGGAGAACACGCUGCUUCGCGCGGAGCUGUCCAAGGUGGGGUAGGAUGAUGGGAUGAAGCACCUGUUGCUAUGCCAAUAUCUACAAACGAGAACGUGGAUGCGAUCAAUCCAUCUCAGCUUGGAAUACUGCAAAUUGGCUAUAUAAAUUUGACCUGCGUAAGCUCAUUGAGAGCUAUUUUAUGCAAAUUAUAUGGAAAGUUCUUCAGUGUUAAACACUCACCAUGGCUGGAUGUCGGAUGCAUUGAUGUUAAGGUCUAAAUAUCAGUUUAAUCUGGAAGCCAUUACACUUUGGUCAAUGAUUCACGAGCCUAGUCCCCACGAGUGCCCAUUUUAAUUCAACACCGUGAUAUGGACAUGGAAAAAGUCAGUUGUGUAAACGAAAUGCAACGAGGUGCUGGGAGAGACGCUCGCGCUGCAGGGUUCGCGGCUCGCUGAUCUCCUGGCACACUUCACGCGCGUCAAUGACGUUGACUCCUUGGUCAAGGCUGGCAAGGCUCGGCCUGCUGACUGCGUGUCUUUAUUCAUGGCUGGCGGUUGACGGAUGCGGGCCGGGUCCCGGUUACGGCAGUCGCCCUAGGCAACGCAAGUUAACUCCAAUGUCUUACAAGCAGUACGUGCCCGGUGUCUCUGAGAACAACCUGGGAGCGAGCGGAAGAGCGGAGGGCAGGAUAACGAGGGAUUCGGAAGGCUUCAAUAAGCUCGUGUGCAACUACAACCCUGACAUUGUCUUCAAAGACGAGGAACAUACCAAAGCCGACCGGUUAAUGACCAAGCGCUGUAAGGACUGCCUCAAUAAACUGGCAAUAGCAGUAAUGAACCAAUGGUUUGGGGUCCGACUGCGAGUGACAGAGGCCUGGGAUGAGGACGGCCAUCACCCUGAUGGUUCUUUACAUUAUGAGGGCCGUGCUGUCGACAUCACCACCUCAGACCGAGACACAGAUAAAUAUGGACUACUUGCCCAGUUGGCAGUUGAGGCUGGAUUUGACUGGGUGCACUAUGAAUCCAGGUAUCAUGUACACUGCUCAGUCAAAGCCGAUCACUCUGUAGCCGUGGAGAAAGGUGGCUGCUUUUCAGGAUUGGGACUUGUGACAAUGGCCGAUGGUGUUCAAAAGCCUAUUUCGAGUUUGUGGCCUGGGGAACAGGUGCUUUCCUUGUCUGGGUCAGGUGAAAUUGUUCUCAGUCGGGUACUUCUCUUUCUACAUUUGAAUAGAGAGAGCAGAGCCACUUUCUUUAUUUUUGGCACCGAAAAUGGUAAACAAAUGGCACUAACUCCCAAUCACCUCAUCUUUGCGGCUCACAAUCUCGAACUGCACCACCAUGAGUAUGAAGCUAUUUUUGCCAAAGAAGUUAGGAUUGGGGACUAUAUACUUACUACUGGAGACAAUAGAGGAAUUCAGCCAUCUAAAGUGGUCUCGAUUUCACUGGAGGAGAGGAUGGGGGUUUAUGCUCCUUUGACAGAACAUGGGAACUUAUUUGUGGAUGGCGUGCUGGUAUCCAACUACGCUUCUGUUGAAGAUCACAGACUCGCACACUGGGCGUUUUGGCCUGUCCGUGUCCUGUUUGGCUUUUUCCAGACAGAAAUGGAAGAAAACUUACAAAGAGUGGGGGUUAAAGGUAGUGCCAUGAUCCCUAAUAUCUGUUCCACAAAUCAGACCUUCCUUACAAAUGUGAUGCACAACAGUUCUUCCAGCACAUGCAGCAAAUUCCAAGAUGCCAAAGUGGAAAUGGAAAAUGAACACAGUUUUUUGCAGCAAAAGGAGGUUUACUGGUAUGCAAGGCUUUUGCACACAUUAGGACGGAUAUUUCUUGACCCUCAGAAGUUUUACUGAUGGUUAAGACACAGAAUAUGCAAACAUAAUAUAAAACUGAUUUUUGAACUGACCAAAAAAAAGAAAAUGCAUUAGGCACUAUAACUGGUAUAAUUACUCACCACAUAACAUCCAGUUACAAUUACUUUAUUAAUUGAGAAUAUGUAAAUGUGUUGCCGUUAUACAUAUACUGUAUGUGAAAUAUUCAGUGUAACUUAAAAAAAAUCAUAUUUUUCAGAUAAUACUUGUCAUAUUGAAUAAUCACCAUAUGGACAAUAACGGGAUUUGAAAUGUAAACUUGUAUUUUUAUGUUUGUUUUACAAGAAGAUAUUUCAAAGAGUAAUAAAUAUUUAUUUUUAUA
Molecule: messenger RNA, 2288 nt
Organism: Rhinichthys klamathensis goyatoka
Lineage: Eukaryota; Metazoa; Chordata; Actinopteri; Cypriniformes; Leuciscidae
Gene: dhh
Product: desert hedgehog signaling molecule
Exons: 3
Coding region: 581-1948 (455 amino acids)
Biological process (GO): cell fate specification; multicellular organism development; smoothened signaling pathway
Molecular function (GO): patched binding; calcium ion binding
Source: RefSeq, a predicted model, not a curated record